AUGGCCCCCAAACAGGUGCAGAUGCCGCUGGGGCGGGGAAUGGCCAAGGACUCACCAGAGGCGAAGCAUUUCCAAAGAAAAUCAAGCGUCGUUCCUUUCGGCCGUGAUGGAACCACUUUAACGAACUUCACCUGCUGGACUGCAGAUUGCCCCGCAGUAAAGGCGGACCCCAGCCUGGUGUUUGCAAAAUGCCUAGUCGUUGGGGGUUCGCUCGACACGGAAUUAGAACUUGAACAAAUCGACCCUCCGGCGCGAGGGACAUUCCGCGUUGCUCCCGCAGACGUGUUCAACGCGAACGAGUUGAUUGAGCCUGAGGAGAUCGACGAUAUCGGCUAUCUUCCCCACACGAAUGUAGCAUGUGUCUUGGACGUUCUCAAGAGCCGGUAUGUGAGAAGCAUCAUCUACACAACUGCCGAGCCGCUUCUGGUGGCCGUCAACCCUUUCAAAGAUCUCGGGAACACCACGGAUGCGUGGAUAGCGAAGUACCGUACCACGACGAAGCCGGAGUUGCUCCCACCGCAUGUCUUCAAAACGGCGCGAGCGGCUCUCGAGGACCUUGAGGGCUACAAAAAAAAUCAAUCCAUUAUUGUGUCGGGCGAAUCUGGAGCAGGCAAGACGGAAGCAACGAAACAAAUCAUGCGUUUUUUUGCUUCGGCUUCCACUGAGGUGCGCACGACUAUCCAGGACACGAUUAUGGCAGGCAACCCCAUCCUCGAGGCGUUCGGAAACGCGAAAACAAUUCGAAACAAUAACUCAAGCCGAUUUGGACGUUUCAUGAUGCUCGAUGUCUCCUCUUCUGGGGGCAUUCAACACGGGAGUAUCUCCAACUUCCUCCUCGAGAAAGUCCGUGUGGUCUCCCAGGAAGCGAACGAGCGAUCUUACCAUAUAUUCUACCAGCUGCUCAAAGGCGCGACAAGCGAUAUGCGCGCCAAGUACCACUUGCGGGGUUUGAAGGAUUAUGUGUACUUAAAUGGGAAAAGCGGUGGGUGCUACGACGUUCCGGGGAUUGACGACAAGGCGGAUUUUGAGGAGGUUCUUGAGUCGUUGGAUGCAAUGCAAAUCACGGGUCCGACACGAGAUUCAGUCUUUUCGAUUCUCUCUGGCCUUCUGCUUAUUGGCAACGUUACAGUCGAAGGACAGGACUUACAAGGCGUUCCGGAUGCAGCGUACCUUUCUCCACAGAGCGAGGAAACGCUGCGAGAAGCUUGCCAGCUCCUCCACGUCGAUGAUGCGGCUCUGAAGAAGGCGAUCCUUAUGAAAUCGACAAAGGUCGGAGCCCAGAUAAUCGAAGGUGUGCGGACCAUGGAUGAAGCACAAAUGUCUGUCUUGUCUUUGUCGAAAAAUGUGUACGAUAAGCUCUUCGAUUGGCUUGUCCGGCAGCUUAAUAACUUGAUCGACGCGCCAAACGGCAUGCCCCAUUUCAUUGGAAUUCUCGAUAUUUUCGGUUUCGAAGUUCUCGAAGUGAACUCGCUCGAGCAGGUUCUGAUUAACAUCACCAAUGAGUAUCUCCAGAAACACUUCGUCGACGUUGUAUUCGAAAUGGAGACGAAGCUGUACCAGACUGAGGGUGUCCCUACUGAAGCCCUUGAGUACACAGACAAUCUUGCACUUGUCAGCGCUUUGUGCGGAAAGAACGAUUCCUUCUUUGCCCUACUCGAAGACGCUUGCUUAGGCCUUAAAUCCACUGACGAGUCGUCUUCUCGUCUGCUUCACGUGCCCGACCCCUCCCUGUCAUUUGUCGUCAUGUCGACCAGCACUGGCCCACUGGACUGGGACGAGUGUCGUUUUUUAACCUCCUUUUCCAUGGGAAAUGCAGUUCCAGUGGAGCUCCGCGCUUCCACUUCGUCGCGCGAGACAUCGGAGGUCGUGCCCUCAAGCGGUUUCUGUGGAACAAUCCUGCGCCGUCUGGGGCCCUCAGGAUUUUUCUUUGAAUCUAGGAGAGACAAACGGAUGAAAUUUGUGAUCCGGCACACGAUUGCCGAUAUCGAGUAUACAUGCGAAGGGAUGCUGGAAAAGAACAAAGACUUCCUACGAAAAGACGCGAUGGAUGUUAUCAAGGAAUCGCCUGACCCUGUCACGAAGGCGCUCUUUGAAGGCAUUGAAAUUGAGGCAGGGAAAAUCGGGAAGGGAACACUUAUCGCGUCCAAGUUCCUGAAAAACUUGGAGGAGAUGAUCGGAAUCAUGGCCCAAACGGAGGCACAUUUUAUCCGUUGCCUGAAGCCGAACGAGGAGAAGAAACCUCUGGGAUGGAAUGCCUCGAAGGUGCUGAAUCAGCUUUUCUCGCUUUCCAUUUUGGAGGCGCUUCAACUCCGCCAAGUUGGAUACGCGUACCGGCGAAACUUCAGCGAAUUCUGCAGUCACUUCCGGUGGCUCGACAUGGGCCUCGUAAAUUCUGAUCGUGAUAGGAAAGAGGUCGCCCAGAUGCUUCUCGAACAGUCGGGAAUUCCCGCGUCCUCAUGGGUGAUCGGGAAGACGAUGGUGUUCGUGAAGCCUGACGCGGCCAAAGAGUUGUCAGUUUUGCAGCGCGAGAAGCUUCUGUGUUUCCAACCUCUGAUCAGCGUCCUGGGCCCCAUGUGGAGGAAGGUGCUUCUCCGAAGGAAAAUGGGAAAGAUUAUCCGCUUUCUCACGAGAGUCGAGGCGAAUGCACGCAUGCAUCUCGAGCCGGAGAAGAUCGACCUUUCUCCCGAAGAGAGAGAUGCGUUCUUGGCAGGGAUCGCGCGCCCCCGAAAGCCCACGGUGGUGAAGAGGCUGCACACGGAACCCGAGCGAAAACCGACGAAGGUGCUCAGCUUGUCUCGCGCAAGACUUUCGAUGUCAAAAGAACUGCCUCGGAACUACGCGGCGAGCAACGAAGCUCUCGACGUUGAUGAUACCAAGUCUGUAGAUACAGAGGCCUUCGUCCGUCUGAAGAUGAAGCGGUCUCCUAAUGAAAACUAUCUUCGGCAGACAGCUUUGGCGCGUCUCAAAGAACGACGGCCGUCGAACGUCUGCAUGGAAGAGGCGUACCACGUGUGGAGGUCCGUGGAACUUCUCUUCAGAGAACCUCUAAGCGACAAGCGACUUCAGAACAUUUGCACAGUAAUCCGAAAUGACAUGGACCAGCACUACGGCUUUUUCUGGCAAGUUAUCAUCAACCGCACUCCGAACUUCGGCAUGGCUGCAACUCACAUUCACGGGUCCCUCCACGUCGUCGAACAGGAUGGAAUGUACAGAGACGGACGACAAUUCCUCUUCCACCUCAUAAUGUAUAAAACCCGGAAACCCCGCAAGGAAGAGAUCCGACUUCAUGAACGAGCGGCCGAGAAAACAUAUGGCAUCUGCCGACAGAAGGAUUUCUCAGGUGUCGUGCGCGUCAUGAACAGCAAAGUGCCUCCGUACAUGGAGAAAGACGUCUCGUACUUGAUUGGCAUGCUCUUCCAGCGAUACCAAUACACCCGCGACUGGACGACGUUUUCCACAUGCAUUCAGUCCUACCUGAUCGGGCGGUAUAGCGAACCCUUCGGAGGAGCUUGGAACGUGAUAGCGCAGGAAGGCGCCUUUUUCUUGAGCCGCCUGUGGACCAAACACAGCCGGUUUCUUCGCGUAGAGAUUGACUUCCCGGCCCUGGCAGAAGAGGCGCUGAGUGAGCCUUGUCCAGCCUGUCCGACGCCCGUCCUCACUGUCGUCUGUUUCGAGGCGUGUGCUCCAGAUAGAGCGUGA
Neospora caninum is the source of this 3699-nucleotide messenger RNA. RefSeq lists its product as hypothetical. The transcript has 10 exons. Gene Ontology annotation, molecular function: microfilament motor activity; ATP binding; actin filament binding. Gene Ontology annotation, biological process: microtubule-based process; actin filament organization; vesicle transport along actin filament. Bases 1 to 3699 code for a protein of 1232 amino acids. NCBI's taxonomy places the organism in Eukaryota, Apicomplexa, Conoidasida, Eucoccidiorida, Sarcocystidae. The record is from RefSeq and is a predicted model, not a curated record. Gene Ontology annotation, cellular component: vesicle; myosin complex; actin cytoskeleton.